CUUUUUUAUCCUGCUUUGAUGGCUCAUUGUGAUGAAUACAAGGCGAGAAUAGACUCGUUUAAAGAAUCAGUUCAUACUUUAUCCUCUAAUCUAUCAAAUGAAAAUAUCAAGAAACUUGCUCUACUCUUGAACGAAUUCCAUUCAUUCUUAGAUACCCUUCCUGACCAUGACUUGAGCUUGCAACCAGAUAACAAGCGCGAUAUAGUGAUGACCAUGCUACACCUCUUACGAUCCAUAAUCAUCCAGAAACGAAUUCACAUUGACACAAUUAUGGAACCAGCAUUAAAAAUUAUGUACCAAAUUCUAAACAAAACGCUAAUCAAGCAGUUAAUGGCACCCGAGUUUACAAAGCAGAUCUUGAUCUUCUUUGGUAUUCUCAUAUACCGCGAUGAAAACAACAAACAAGCUCCAUGCUCUGAGGAAGUAAAGCACCUGAUUGUAAGAUGCAUAUCCGCUGCAUUACCAGCCAAAUAUAGGGAAGGAAGAUACAGUUCUUUUGAAGCAUCGCCCAAUUUCCUUUUGGCGACAACUAUUAGAGCAGAAUCGUUUUUGCCAGCAGCAUCACAAAGUAUUAAAGGACUGCUUGAUAUAAUCGAACACGACCAAAAGAUGGAAUUGAGAGUGGAUGCACUGACGGCUCUUGAUCAGUACUUGAUUGACAACAUAUACGAUACUGACAGCAUCGCUAAGCUGUUCCCAGGGGUUGCUUCAAAGUUAUGCACGACGUUGAUUCGAAAACCGGAGAAAGAGAAGUAUCAGGUCGUAGUGACAACUUUACACAUUCUAGGAGAGCUGAUUCGCGUGGUGAUGAAUGAUGAAGAUAAUGAGAACUUGGCUGAAAUACACACACUCCAGGAUUUGGCUAUUUAUCAUGGGUCGAAAAAGAACGAGGCAACAAAGAGCAUGGGUAAAGUGAGAGUUAAAGCGUGGUAUGAGAAGAAUAAGGCCAGUUUAGCACCUCUAUUAGACGUUGUCCUGAAGAAUCGGUCAUCUUCAGAGUGGCGAACAAGAUUAGCGUACCUGGAAUUUUCAUACUUGAUACUUUCAACCUGUUCACGCACUUUGGACAGCUGCACUCGAUCGCUUAUACGAGCUAUGGUGUCUUAUCGUGAUGACCCUUAUGAACAGAUAUCUAAUAAAUGUAUGAUAUACAUACAGAACCUGUCGUCUAAUACAUCUUAUGACAGUACUAUAAUGCCAAUCUUGAAGGACGAGCUUUAUGAAUGGAUGAUGAACUUUCCGAAAUACAUCAUGGCGAGAGAUGAGCAGGAAAAGUCAGAAAUUAUAUCACUCAUUGCUGGGCUUGUCUUGACACUUGGCCAUGAAGCAGAGGGCGUUCUUUCGACCGUGUUAGCCAAGUGUUCAGAUGGCUGGAUGACCGCACUAGAAAUUGAUAAGGACAGUUUACAUGUGUUGGAAGGCAAGUUCAAUCAAAAAUAUAUUGACAUGGAUGAUAUGAAGCAAACAACACCACUGUAUCCAAAGAUACGGUUCAAACAUAUUGUCAGUGAUUCUGUAGUAGAAAAACUGUGCAAAAUGCUCAAUACGAUAGGAAGACACUGUAACAUUCAAAGUUGGGUGCAUCAUUAUAUGCGUUAUGUGUCGACUGAUAAUCUUGGGAACAAUGAGCCACAAUCCAUCUACAUUGUGCAUUUAUUAUUACAAGGUGCUAUUGCAACAAGUCAUCAAUUAGAAAAUGAUGUAGAGAAUUGGAUAAAUUAUGACGAUCAAGCACUGGAAACAACAGACUCUUUAAAGACGAUCGUCAAUCAAGUGACAAAUGAUAUUAUCAACUUGCUUAUUUUCUCUGCUUCUGAAUCUACGAACGUCGAGACAUCCAUCAUAAAAUCAGGAGCAUCUGAACAUGCCGACGACAGCUCCUAUGUUCUCACUAUCUGUUUUGGAUUACAGAUGAUUGGUUUAGCCACAUCGGUUAUCGAUAUGGAAGAUCUGCAAGAUCUACUCAUCACCGCAUUAUAUCCUUUAUUAGCGCAUUUAGGGUCAUCUAAUCUUUAUAUACACACAUACGCGCUUAUCACACUAAAUAUAAUAGCCAUAGCUUGCGGGUUAAGCGAUGCCAAAGAGUUGGCCAUAACAAACAUUGACUAUGUGAUCAACUCAGUAUCCCAUCACAUUGCUGUCUUAUCAUCUCAAUCUCGAGUGCCACUCGUCCUGAAGGCUUUGAUUCAUAUUAGCGGCUCAGAUUGCAUAAAAUACCUUGACGAUAUUGUAGAAGAGAUAUGUGAUGCUCUUGACAGACAUCAUCAUGAUCAAAAGUUAUGUCUGGGGCUUUGUGGCGUAUUGUUAGAAAUAGUUCAAACAGUAGAAAAAGAUUUCCUUCCAGAUAAAGAAAGAAACGCAAGCCCAAAAUCAGAAGGCGCUGAGGUUUAUGAACAACCUAUGGUUAGCAAGGAAAUUUACUCUUUUAUUUACGAACAAGAUACAAUGGGAAACAUGGACGACGCCUACAGAACAAUGGAAGAAAUUGGAAAAUACUUUUUGGACAGACAAAAGCAGGAAACAAACGAAGAGAUCACUUUGAAGCAAGCAAUCAAAGAAGGAGAAGGUUAUAAACAUGAAAAGAAGGAACAAGAGGAUGAAAAGGAAGAAGCACCACUGACGCAUCAACAAACGAUGGUUGUAGAUAUUAUGAAGAAAUGUAGUCACUUUUUAACAGCACCUUCAGCACAGCUUCGAUCACAGAUACUACAGUUACUCAGUUCUGGAGUGUCUGUAUUAGCAAAUCAACCAAAGACGCUCAACAUGCAAUCGCAUGAAAUUUGGCCCUAUGUUAUGAAUCGCUUUGGCGAUAAAGAAAACUAUGUAGUGUACCAUGCGGCCAUCUUUAUUGAAAAGAUCUCGGCUGUAUCAACUGAUUUCCUAUCAAGAAAAUUCGCUGAAUCCAUAUGGCCUCAGUUUAAAGCUUUGCUACGAAAAGGAUCUGAUGUAUCAAUGGCUAAUGCAACGUCAAAGAACUAUUCAAUUUACUCCACUUAUCAUCGUACCCAAUCUUGUGUCUUGAAAUCUUUAGCGAAUAUACUCAAGUAUGUACCCGUAAAGCAACCAUUGGCAAAAGAAAUCUUGGAAGAAACCAAAUUUUACUAUUCUUAUUCCAACAUUCAUUUACAGCUAAAGGACCUUUGUAUGGCACUUUUUGAUUCAUUAUCAAGGCAACAACCAGACUCUGUUUGGCUAUAUCAGCUUCUGUUAGACUCACAGUUACAGCAUAGACUGAGUUGUCCACCAUCUGCCUUGCUAAAACCAUUUGUGAUACCAGAAUGGCUAACAUAUAAAGAUGUAUCGUUACAAAAAAAGAGGGCCUUGCUCUUUUAAUAAACGUUUAUGCUGUAAUAGAAAAGGAUGUCUCUCUUUAUUCAGUAAAAUGACUUGGAUCAGUUCAAUAUGC
Molecule: messenger RNA, 3406 nt
Organism: Rhizopus microsporus ATCC 52813
Lineage: Eukaryota; Fungi; Mucoromycota; Mucoromycetes; Mucorales; Rhizopodaceae
Exons: 1
Coding region: 19-3333 (1104 amino acids)
Biological process (GO): chromatin remodeling
Cellular component (GO): cytoplasm
Source: RefSeq, a predicted model, not a curated record